UAUACCGUGGCCAUCAUCUGCGCGUUGGGUCUGGAAACAAAUGCAGUCAUGGGCGUCAUGGAUGAGAUUUAUGAGAGCUUGCCUGAGGCAGCUCGUAAGGAUGCCAAUGCAUAUACAACCGGCCGCAUUGGGAAAACUUCCGUCGUCAUCGUCCACCUCCCCGGAAUGGGAAAGCUAAAUUCGGCCAACAGUACAAUGCGCCUCAAGUCGACCUUUCCAAAGGUGGGCCUUUGCCUGGUGGUCGGAGUGUGCGGUGGUGCACCCUACAAUUCUCGGGCAAAGAAGGAGAUCGUGUUGGGCGACGUGAUAAUCAGUACCGGACUGAAGCAGAUCGACUUCGGCCGCUACUAUGCUAACGGCUUCGUUCCGAAGGAUGACCCUGAAGAUAAUUUCGGGCGACCGGUGGACCGUCUGCGCUCUUUCUUGCGCAUGCUAAGUGAAACCAGCUACUAUUAUGAUCGUAUAAGUGAUGAAACGCGUACCACACUAAAAACGCUCCUUCGCUCAGCGACGGGCGAAAGUCUCGCCUACCCAGGUGCCCAUCGGGAUCAUCUGUAUGAAUCCAAUUACCAACAUCAAUGUCGUGCCAAAAGCGCAUGUGAAACAUGCAAUGUAACCGAUGGGACAGUUUGCCAAUAUGCCCUAGACACAUCGUGUGACAAUCUGGGGUGUGAGGCGAGUCGCGUGGUGAGUAGGUCUCGUCUGGCUAACCUUGAUUCGUCACGCCCAGUGGUGCACUUUGGUCGUGUGGCAUGUGGUGAUGGCGUAAUGAAAUCUGCGCAGGAUCGCGAUCGGUUUGUUGAGCAAUAUCAAGUGAUCGGGUUUGAGAUGGAAGCGGCGGGGGCUUGGGAUGCAUUUCCGACUGUUGUCAUCAAGGGAGUGUGCGACUAUGCUGAUAGUCACAAGAAUAAACUGUGGCAAGGCUAUAGCGCUGCAGUCGCAGCAUCGUGUAUGAAGGCGGUCCUG
Messenger RNA from Aspergillus brunneoviolaceus CBS 621.78, 966 nucleotides. RefSeq names its product 5'-methylthioadenosine/S-adenosylhomocysteine nucleosidase family protein. Gene Ontology annotation, biological process: nucleoside metabolic process. The record is from RefSeq and is a predicted model, not a curated record. The annotation marks the transcript as partial. NCBI's taxonomy places the organism in Eukaryota, Fungi, Ascomycota, Eurotiomycetes, Eurotiales, Aspergillaceae. The transcript has a single exon. Gene Ontology annotation, molecular function: catalytic activity.